Messenger RNA from Nasonia vitripennis (jewel wasp), 5653 nucleotides. RefSeq lists its product as uncharacterized. Gene Ontology annotation, molecular function: peroxidase activity; heme binding. The record is from RefSeq and is a predicted model, not a curated record. The coding region runs from base 567 to 4832 and encodes 1421 amino acids. Gene Ontology annotation, biological process: response to oxidative stress. Lineage: Eukaryota; Metazoa; Arthropoda; Insecta; Hymenoptera; Pteromalidae. The transcript has 6 exons.
AGUCGGUGCAUCGCGCUCAACUGUUGGGCUGCAUUUCUCUGACAGUAGGCUUGUAUUGUGUGUGUGUAGAAAGGCUGUUUUUAUUAUUUUGUCGUAAUUCAACGUUUUUAUCGUGGUACAUAUAUUGGUGUCUGACUAUUUCGUCGUGUACUGCGUGGGUGUGUGAUACGUUGCUGGUGGGAUUUCUUGAAUUUAGUUCAAAUCCUCGAAUUAUUUAUUUAAAAAUAUCGAUAACUCGGUCGUAUGAACUAGAAAAGGGCGUAUCUACGCCACAUCGCAGCCACAUUGCGUCAUUUCGUUCAAUUCAAGGAGACAUUAACUAUUAGCCCUUGACCGUUAUUAAAAAUAAAAUAUAGUUUAUAAAUCAAGUAAAAAUUCAAGCAAUACCACGGUAAAAAGCGUUUUCAGCUCGAAACGCUGUAAUUACAAAAACAGUCUCGUUACGUAUUACACACAUCCAGGAGUUAUAACUAUAACAUUGCCAAGACGCAUCGGAUCUCGCAGUGUCGCGUAGAUGCUGUCCGUUUAUUGCUUAAGAGCCAAGAGGAAGGCGCGAGAAAACAAUAAUGUCGACGGAGAAGACGCCGUUAGCAGGGCCGAGCCAAAGUUUCGGCUCGAUGCCGGCGGCACCUUUUUACACGCCGGACACCUACCGGUUUUACUCGAGGCGUAGGAGGGAGCGCCAACUGCAAUGCAUCAUGUUUGUCACCAUAUUAGCCACCUUCAUCAUGGCACUGAUAGUGACGGUCAGCUACACGGUGAACCACCCUGACGUCCUCCCACCUGAGACCAACGUUUCAACCCCGGACCAGGUAGUCAGCGGUUUACAGUCCACGGGUCAACGGCCAUCUCUAAAACAGUCGGGACCACCCGCCAGCAACCUGACCGACGAAGAGCUAAAGGAAGCCGUGGGAGCAGGUCGCGCAGCCUUGGCAGCUCGUUGGCAGGCCGACAGCGUGACGAAACCCUUACCUUCACCUUCGCCCAACUCACGGCACCAGAUGGCCGUCAGCACGACUUCCGUCGCCAACCGGCUAGCUCUGGUCGGCGUCGCGGAAAUAGCCGCUACUCAGAAGAUCGAAACCAGCAGGUCGUUCAUGGGCAAACCGUCGAGUUUCGGGAGUUACAUAGACGGUGGAUGGCUUCCCGAGGUCGUCUGCCCCAGAGACCACAACGUAGUCUGUCCCAGUGUCCCGUCGAAGUACAGGAGGUUCGACGGUGCUUGCAACCAUCCGGAGAAUCGUGGAAUGGCGUACACGCCUUUCGCGAGGAGUUUACCACCGGAUUAUGCUGACGGUAUCUCUGCACCAAGGGUUGGGAAGUAUGGCAAUCCUUUGCCGUCCGCUAGACUCGUUAGACGCAAGGUACACCCGCCGUCUCCGAGUACGAAUCCGUCAUUCACAGUGAUGCUGGCAGUAUUUGGCCAAUUUCUCGACCACGACAUAACAGCCACCGCGGACAGUCGCGGCAGAAACGGAAGCUCGUUAUCGUGCUGCGAACCGAACAGCGACGGCGUAAGACAUCCGGAGUGUUUCAACGUCGAAGUGGGACCGGGUGAUCCGGUCUAUGACUCGCUGGGCUUAUCGUGUAUGGAAUUCGUUAGGUCAGCUCCUGCGGCGCAGUGCAAGAUCGGACCGAGGCAGCAACUGAAUCAGGUGACGUCGUUCAUCGACGGCUCGGUUAUCUACGGCGUGGACAUGGAAGUGGUCGAGGGUCUUCGCGAAUUUUCGUCCGGACGACUGCGCAUGCAGAUCACCCCGGACAAUCGAGAAUUGCUUCCAAUAAGCACGAAUCCCAACGACGGCUGCAACAAACAGAUGCAAGCGGCCCGCGGUCGAUACUGCUUCGCGUCGGGCGACAAGAGAUCCAACGAGAAUCUGCACCUUACGACGAUGCAUCUGCUCUGGGCACGACUGCACAAUCGCAUAGCUCAGGACCUGGCCGACGUCAAUCCGCAGUGGGACGACGAGAAAAUCUUCCAGGAGUCCAGGAGGAUAGUCGGGGCUGAGCUUCAACACAUAGCCUACCGCGAGUUCCUGCCGAUCGUCUUGGGCGAGAGCGAGAUGAAGAAACGUGGGCUGGAACCGCUGAGCAUGGGUUUUAGAGAGAAGAAGGACGACGAGGUAGAUCCAGCGAUCGCCAAUCACUUCUCCGCUGCGGCUUUCAGAUUCGCUCAUACGCUCAUUCCGGGAUUGAUCAAGAUGACCGACGAGGAAAAGGGAACCGAGUCCUGGAUUCAGCUGCACAAGCUUUUGUUCAACCCUUAUUCGUUGUACAAUGAAGACGGCGUGGAAAGUUCGAUAAGAAGUGCGACCUCGAACAGCAUUCAAAAGACGUCGACCCACGUCACUUCCCAACUGACCGACCACCUCUUCGAGGAUCCGGUGAGCAAUACGACGACGGUCGGAUGCGGUCUUGAUCUCGUGUCCUUGAACAUCCAGCGAGGCCGAGACCACGGACUGCCAGGCUACGUCAAAUGGAGAGAGUAUUGCGGUCAGCCAAAACCAUUAAGCUUCGCUGAACUGAAAGAUGACAUGGAUCCCGAGUCACUGGAUGCUAUUUCGAAGCUUUACGACAACGUCGACGAUAUCGACUUGUACACGGGUGCACUGUCCGAACGGCCUAAAGGGGACGGACUGUUAGGUCCGACUUUUACGUGCUUGAUCGCUAAUCAGUUUGAGAAGUUGCAAGUGGGAGACAGCUACUGGUACGAGAAUGCGGGUCAUCCGGGAUCGUUUACCGAAGAUCAAUUGCGAGAACUGAGAAAGGCAUCGCUCGCUCGCGUGAUCUGCGACACGUCUCACGGUAUCACUGAAAUACAAGCUCGCGUUAUGCAAUCCGUGGGUCCGAACAAUCCGCUCGUUUCCUGUGACGAUAUCCCCAAUCCUUCCAUCGAUGCAUGGAAGACGGACGGGCCCUUGCUUACCUUGUCGGCGUAUCCGGUUCCGGCAGAAGACUGGCUUCGAUUCAAAAACGAGGUCAAUCAAACCAUAAUCGACAUAGUUUCCAAUAUCAUGGCCAAGAAACCACCUCCGGGAAGCUUGCCCACGGAUUGGUUGGCCUUCCAGAAGGAUAUCAACAUGACGUUUAUGGAUCUGAAGGAUAAAUUCUCCGCACUGCACCCGAAGGUAGUGACGAAUGUGAGUCUGGCUGAGAAGGAAGCCGCUGAUUCAAACAGUUUCGAUUGGAUGGCUUUGAAAGGUCAAGUCAACGCGACAGUUCAGGAUAUCAUGGACGUCAUCUAUGCCAAUAAACCUCCUCCGGGAAGCUUACCCGCUGACUGGUUGAUUUACAGGAAGAAAAUCGAUGAUUCGUUAAUUGGCUUCCGGAAAAAAUUCAAAAUUUUAGACCUGAAGGACGCACCUAGUGAUAUAACAACAGGGCAGUCUACUCCGAAUCUGAAACAAGUCGGCGAUAUUCCGACGAUCGAUUGGUCAGCGAUUAAAAACGACAUUAACAAAACGAUAAUGGAUGUCGUUAUCUCAAUAAACGGAAGCAAGCCGUUGCCCGGGAGUACACCCGCCGAUUGGUUCGCUUUCAAGAAGAAGAUAAACGACACGCUGGCUGGUUUCAAAAACAAGUUCAAAGGUCUCCAUCCGAAACCUGUGACGCCAGUUGAGAAAUUGGGGGCGUCUGGUAAUCAGUCUACAUUUGACUGGGCUGCAUUGAAAGAUGACCUCAGUGAGAUCUUGAAACAAUUCAUCGAAUCUAAGAAGCCACCUCUAGAUAACGUUCCGGCUGAUUGGGACUGGAACGCUUUUCAGAAAGACGUGAACAACACUUUGGACCGGUUAACGGACGAAUUUUUGAUGAAACUGAACUCAACGACGUUUUCGAGUGAAAGUAACGACGAAGCUAAAUCGAAAGAUGAUACGAAUGUUCCAGCUGAUGCUGAAGACAGUAAUGCCAACAAAACGAUAGCGGAGAUCGUCGCGGAUAUCAAAGCGAGCAAACCGGCGGCAGGUAGUCCGCAAGCGGAUUGGGUAGCUUACAGUAAAAAACUGAUCAAAGUUUUCACCGACCUGAAAAAUAAAACCGCUAAUACAUACGCAAAGGGAAAACCUAAAACCAAGGUCAAGCUAAGCGAAAACGCGGUGGAUGUGAAUAAGAUACUUACCGAUCUACUGACGACUGUAAAAAACAAACCACCGAUCGAUAGUCCCGUGAGUGAUUGGCUUGCUUAUAAAAAACAAAUAAAAGCAAUGACGACCAAGAUAAAAGGUGAGUUCGCUGAGAUCAAAAAAACGGAACUCGCGAAACCUGAUUUGGUCACAGAGAGCGACGUGACAUUCGACUGGGCAGAAUGGAAGAAUCAGAUAAACAGUACACUCGAUAAACUGAUUGCUGAAGUGGCGAUCACACCACCGGGAGACACGAGAUGGCCAGCUUUUAAAGUGGCUUUGAAUAAAACUUUAAUGGGUUUUAAAAAUCAACUUGCAAAAAUGCAGGAACAUCCACCUCUCAUAAAAUUAAUGCAGGUACUGAGCAGCGAUUUGGCUGAUUUCAAGGAGCGCGUUAAUAGUACAAUAGAAGAUACUCUGGACGAUAUUCUCGGCAACAUGCCGCCUGCUGGAGAUCCCGCAUGGCUGAAUUACAACAGUUACAUAAAAACUAGGUACGCUCAAAUGCGAGAAGAUUUGAUGGCGAUUAAAACUGAAUGGCUGGAGAAAACGAAGAUGGCCACGGAAGUUAUGAUGGUAAGCAACGCGAAACUCUCCGCAACGAGUUCUGCGUCCACUUUUCAAAGUACGUUAGGUAGUACGAAAUGUCAGUUGCAAAUUAGUAUUUUGUUUGUGAGUACUAUCAUUCUAGUACGUUGGUCGGAAACGUAAGUUUUAUUAAACUAACGAUAAAAAAAAUUUGAAUUUGGUUACGAUAAUUUUAAGAGUUAAUUUGUAGAGGAAUAAAAAAAUAUAUCAGGCAUCGUUACAAUUAAAUGCGUUUGUAAUUAUAUUGUCGUUUAAUUAAAAAAAAAUAUGUUAAUCUUCUGUCUCUUAUAAGGGUUAUAUUUAUUUUUAUAAUUUUAUAAGUAAUUCAAUCAGUCAAUAAGAAAAUGAAUUAUAGCAAUAGACUAGGAGUAAAGACUAUUAGUAUAUAAUAAAUGUUAAGGUGCAAAGAAUUAUUGAAAAACUAGCUUCCUGUUAUACUGUAAGCUUAAAAAUUGACUGACAAAUUAUUGCAGAAUACUUUUUUUGACUAUCUAAAUUAUUGCGUGAUUAUUGUAUCACAAAUUCUGUAUGAUACGUGCUUUAUUAUUGUAUCUAAUAUUUAAUUGAUGUUUUGGAUAAGCUUUUGUCAGCUCUUAAAAUAUCUCGACCAGAUGGAUGAAGGUCUAGUAUCAACAUAAUCUCUUAGGUAAUAAAGAAUAAAUAAUUUUUACGAUUUCAUGAGCGCUAAUUCAUUUUGAAUACUGAGCCACGAAUUCUCACAAAAAAAACUUCUCAAAUGCUUUAUAAACCUUAUAUUUUUAUAAUUAAAUAACCAUAGAGUAUUUGACAAUUGUAGGUAUAGUUUUCAAUGACAUAGAAUAAGUAAUGCUGAACAAAUAUCAUUUUUAAGAAUUUUAUUGAAUAUCCAAGAAUAACAACAAUGUGUAAUUCUUGAUAUGAAAUGUAUGAUGAAUUUUGUAAUGAAUAAAAUCUAAUAAAUGUAU